Messenger RNA from Rattus norvegicus (Norway rat), 2868 nucleotides. RefSeq names its product transglutaminase 4 (gene Tgm4). Lineage: Eukaryota; Metazoa; Chordata; Mammalia; Rodentia; Muridae. Gene Ontology annotation, molecular function: protein-glutamine gamma-glutamyltransferase activity. Bases 63 to 2066 code for a protein of 667 amino acids. Gene Ontology annotation, cellular component: plasma membrane; extracellular region. The transcript has 14 exons. The record is from RefSeq and is marked validated.
UCUGGCAGCGCCGCUGGCAUCAGACUGGAGACUUGACAGGGUUGGAGAGAGGCAGCAGGACCAUGGACUCCAGGAACAUGCUUGUCGUUUACUCUGUGAACUUGGAGAAAAAGCUGAACGCUGCUGCCCACCACACGAUUGAGUACCAAACUCAGAAGCUCGUGCUCAGGCGUGGACAGAUAUUCUCCCUGAAGGUGAUGCUAAACAGACCGCUCCAAUCUCAUGAUGAACUGAAGCUGAUAUUCAAUACUGGACACAACAUGCCAUUCUACACUGUGGAGCUUGAUCCAAUGACAUCCUACCGUUCCAAGGGCUGGCAGGUGAAGAUUGCUAAACAGUCUGGUGUAGAGGUUGUAUUGAAUGUCAUCAGUGCUGCCGACGCCGUGGUGGGGAGGUACACGAUGAACGUGAACGAAUUUGACGCUGGAGUGUUCUUCCUUCUCUUCAAUCCGUGGUGCUCAGAUGACAGUGUCUUCAUGGCUAGUGAGGAAGACCGAGCAGAGUACGUCCUUAAUGAUACCGGUUACAUGUACAUGGGUUUUGCCAAACAGAUUAAAGAGAAGCCCUGGACCUUUGGUCAGUUUGAGAAGUACAUCUUGAACUGCUGCUUCCGAUUGUUGACCCAUUUGGAGCCCAAGGAAAUGCAGAGCCCAGUGCUUGUGUCCAGGGCCAUUUGUACUAUGAUGUGUGCUGCAAACAAUUUUGGAGUGCUGGUGGGGAACUGGACAGGAGACUAUAGCAAUGGCACUGCCCCGUAUGUGUGGGCCAGCAGUGUACCCAUUCUCCAGCAGCACUACAUCACCAGGAUGCCUGUACGCUUUGGCCAGUGCUGGGUUUUCUCUGGAGUCCUGACCACAGCACUGAGAGCAGUGGGCAUCCCAGCUCGCAGCGUGACUAACUUUGAGUCAGCCCACGAUACAGAAAAGAACCUCAGAGUAGACAUCUACCUGGAUGAAUCGGGCAAGACAAUUCCACAUCUGACCAAAGACUCUGUCUGGAAUUUCCAUGUGUGGACAGAUGCCUGGAUGAAAAGACAGGAUCUACCCCAGGGCCAUGAUGGUUGGCAGGUCCUGGAUUCUACACCACAGGAAAUCAGUGAAGGACAAUUCCGCAUUGGACCUUCACCGGUGUCUGCUAUCCGCCAGGGAUUGGUCCAAAUCAUGUAUGACACCACAUUUGUGUUCACGGAGGUGAACGGUGACAAGUACAUCUGGCUGGUGAAGCAGAACCAGGAAAGGGAGAAGAAUGUCCUCAUCGCUGUGGAGACUGCUAGCAUCGGCAAGAACAUCAGCACCAAGAUGGUGGGCGAGAACAGGCGUCAAGAUAUUACCUUGCAUUACAAGUUCCCAGAAGGCAGCCCAGAGGAGAGGAAGGCCAUGGAGAAGGCCUCUGGGAAACGUCCUGAUGACAAGCUCAACUCUCGGACACUUCACAUAUCUGUCCUCCAGAACUCUGUGGAGCUAGGACAUCCUAUCAAUUUGACCAUAGUGUUGAAAAGGAAAACGGCCACACCACAGAAUGUCAACAUUUCAUGCUCCCUUGACCUACAGACUUACACAGGCAACAAGAAGACAAACCUGGGAGUCAUCCAGAAGACUGUGCAGAUUCAAGGCCAAGAAUCAGAGGUGUCUCUCAGCAUGGAUUCCAGUUUCUACAUCUAUAAACUGGGCAUGGUUGAUGAUGAGAUGGUCAUUAAAGGGUUCAUCAUUGCAGAAAUUGUUGAUUCUGGUGAACGGGUAGCCACUGAUACGACCCUGUGUUUCCUGUACUCUGCCUUCUCUGUAGAGAUGCCGAGCACAAGCAAGGUCAACCAGCCUCUGACCAUCACCUGCAACUUCAAGAACACCCUGCCCAUCCCUUUGACUAACAUCAAGUUCUCAGUGGAAAGCCUGGGCCUCAAUAACAUGAAGUCCUGGGAGCAAGAGACGGUGCCGCCCGGAAAGACCAUCAAUUUCCAGAUAGAAUGCACCCCAGUGAAAACUGGACCCAGGAAGUUCAUUGUCAAGUUUAUUUCCAGACAAGUGAAAGAGGUUCAUGCCGAGAAGGUCGUUCUCAUCACAAAGUAGCCCAUCUGAUACCAUUGAGAUGGAGGCAGGAGCCCUGAUUGGCUCUGAGCCUUGGUAAGCAUGUUAGCAUUUCCUAAAUUGCAUUUAGCUCUCAGGUCAGAAAUGAUUAAAUUUUAGGGGUUGGGGAUUUAGCUCAGUGGUAGAGCGCUUGCCUAGGAAGCGCAAGGCCCUGGGUUCGGUCCCCAGCUCCGGGAAAAAAAAAAAAAAAAGAAAUGAUUAAAUUUUGAUUACUCAUAUGAAGGCAGAUUCAAGAGCCAGCCCAGCAAAAGACAGAGCUCAAAGGCCAAUGUAACCACCGGCAGUAGCUCCAGGGAGCCAGGUUACCUAAGCACAUGUCAUACAUAGGCAGACAUCUCAAAUACAUAUUUAGGAACUGUGGCCUCAGAAGACAGUGCCACUGUCAUCUGGAUUCAGAACCAUAUCCAGAGCCCAGAUAGAGAAGUGCCAGAGGCAUCUUCCAUCUACACCAUGGAUUCUAUCAAGUCCAGGGGUGCCUGGAGGCUGUGCUGGAAGUCCUGUAGGAAGCAUCGUGGAGCUGGUCCUUGACCAGGUGCUACAAGCUCUUACCCUAGGGCUCCGUCCUCUCGGAAGCAGGCCCCACGCUGGCGUGAGGCCCCUCUUGCUCUAGAUGGGCCAGGGGAGGGAGGCCCUUUCCUUAAGUAAGAGUCUAUGGCCAGUGACAACAUCUGAAGAAGCAAGGUAUCCUUCCCUGUUCCCUGGAGUCUGUGCUUUACUAUGCUGUAAAGGGAUCUGCUCAUGUAUCACUGUGCUUUGAAUUAAACUCUGGCAACUUUAAGAUGGC